AUGUCGAGUGAUGCCGUUGGCCUGAAUCGGUACCACAAACAUCCACAGUGCAAGACUACUCCCGAGCAGCCCGUUCCACUCCCCUCUGCGCCGCUCCAGAUUAUCUCCGAGUCACCGUCCAUAGUCCUUCAACCUCCACUCACUCGACGAGGAACUGGACCAGGGCUCAUCGUUACUCUACCUCCUUCUCUUUCUCUUCAGCCGAAUCCGAAGGGAAAGCCGCUUGACCCAGAGCCCGUGCAGAAAUGGGCCGAGGAAGGGUUCGCCGUCGUGGGUAUCACUGCGACAGAAACCGAACUGGAAGCUGCCGUGGUGAAAGCGUUGGAUUCUUUGGAAGGAUUGGAGGAGGUAGGCAUCAAGGAUAAAGUUGCUGUUCUUGGUACGUCAAUCGAACGCCACUUCUCUGCGAUCUCGUCAAUCGUAUCCGAGAACCCCAAACUCGUCUGCAUCGCAGCCUACAUCUCUUUGGGGUCCAAUCUAUCAACUGUAUCAACCUCGUUCCCCACGCUCUUUCACAUCUCCUCCCCUGACGCUGAGGCGCCUCCAUCCGAUGCCAUAUCCGCCAAGGCCGACACGACCAGUCAAACUGCUACAUAUCCAUCGACAUCCUCCCCUUUCUUCGUCCUCCCGAACUCUUCAUCCUACGACCCCGGAAAUGCAUCGCUCGCGCACACUACCGCCCUUGUAUUCUUCCGCAAACAUCUGGGUGGCCCGAACUUCGAUAUCGCCGCGAUUUGGGAGGAACAUAUACCUACUUCAAGUUUGCCGCGAGGACUGUGGCGAGAACUAUGGGGACAAUGGUGGUACGCUGAGCCGUAUGUCAAUCAUGUACCAACUAUGACCGGUGGUAUCGGCCGAAAGGCUCUUUCUGCGUUCUACCGCGACCACUUCAUUUUUGCUAACCCAGCCGACACAAGCAUGCAAACCGUAUCGCGAACGGUCGGGCCUGAUCGUGUCGUUGAUGAAUUCAUACUCAGAAUGACCCAUGACCGUACGGUUGACUGGCUGCUGCCCAAGGUCCCACCAACGGGCAAGAAGAUUGCAGUACCCAUGCUCGGCGUCAUCAAUGUUCGAGGUGACCGCCUCUACCAUGGCCCUACACCACAAGGCAAGAGACUGAAGUUGCCGAUCUCUGAGGGCAAUAGUAGCGCGAGGUUGUUGAUCGACGAGACGGACGGUGUAAGUAAUGAGAUGUUUGGGGAGGACUGGGGAGUUACGGAUGCGUAA
Molecule: messenger RNA, 1227 nt
Organism: Stereum hirsutum FP-91666 SS1
Lineage: Eukaryota; Fungi; Basidiomycota; Agaricomycetes; Russulales; Stereaceae
Exons: 7
Coding region: 1-1227 (408 amino acids)
Biological process (GO): polyketide metabolic process
Source: RefSeq, a predicted model, not a curated record